Acaulospora colombiana is the source of this 1068-nucleotide messenger RNA. NCBI's taxonomy places the organism in Eukaryota, Fungi, Glomeromycota, Glomeromycetes, Diversisporales, Acaulosporaceae. The record is from the annotation of a GenBank genome assembly.
AGGGAUAAAAAAUCAUACAGCGUUGAGAAAUUUUGGGAAGAACGUAGAAGGAUGUAUUUUAAUAAUCGUCUAAAAACAAUAUCGAAGGAAACUAAAUUGCAGAUGGCAAUUUCGGAUCUCAAGUAUGUUGUCAAUAAAUCCGAAGAAGAGACAAAUCACUCUGCUCUUAUUGGAAAAAGACGGUACCAGAUUUUAAAAAACGAAUUGGAAUCUGAGAGGGAGGACAUAUUGGAGCCCACUCAAAAGCAAAAUCGACGUCAAACAAGAUAUGGGAGAAAUAUCCCGGACUAUUCCGAACAAGAAUCUGAUCAUGAGCCUGAAAAAAGUACGCAAUAUGCCAUUCUGAUUCUUAGUAGAAUACGCAUAACACAACCUGAAUUACGACCACCACAUCAUGCGAGCAAGUACAGAGAUGAUAGACCAGAGAUUGAUAACAUAAGAUUUGAGGAAAAUUAUGACGAGGAAACUGAAUUGUUUUUCAAAUCUUCUGAUAUAUCGACAAUCAAGGAGAUAGUUACGGAAUCUAUGAUAAGUACGACCGACGAAUUAGUAAUUAAAUUGUUGAGAUGGCAACAGAGCAACCUUGAACAAAUAUGUCAUGGAAUUCAUAUUCCAGAAGAACAAAAUAUCCAUCAUCUGUUAUCUGUUUCAUCAAUAUUUUAUUUCCAACAACGAAAUGAGCAAUCCUAUCUGGAUUUUUUAUCAGAAAAUGAAAUUUCUAAAAUUCGGUCAGAUAUCAUCUCCAAAUUUGUAAAAAUUACAACUCCGCAGGAAUUGAUAAAUUUCAUGAAUGAGAAUAAAAAGAAAUUUCAACGAGAUUCUCAGGAAGAAAUGUCAAGAUUCAUUAAAUUGUCUGCUGUGAAAUAUAGUGGGAAUUUAUUGAAUGAAACAUUUUUCAGUUUAUUAGAAGAAUGUGCCACUUGGAAUCCUUUGGUAGAUGUGAAUAAAGUGAAUGAAGGAACAUUCAUUGUAGACUACAUUGGGCCACUGUUUAAUAAGACCAUCCAUUACUUUAACUAUGUCACAAUUCACUCAUGGAUCGAUACAAAGUCAGAAGCAUUUAAAUAA